Messenger RNA from Arabis nemorensis, 1443 nucleotides. The record is from the annotation of a GenBank genome assembly. Lineage: Eukaryota; Viridiplantae; Streptophyta; Magnoliopsida; Brassicales; Brassicaceae.
AUGAUAAUGCAUUGUCCUGUCUUUUCGUCAUUUAGCUUCCACAUGAAUCUUCAACAGACCAGUAAUGUCGGAAUCAUCAGAGUAACAAAAGUCAACGCGAGUCAAAGAAAUAAACUCACUAAGAAUCUCCGUAAUCCUCGCCGGACCAAGCUUCCUCCAGAUUUUGGUGUGAAUUUGUUUCUGAGGAAGCCGAUUAGUGAACCAUCAUUAGUACAAGAUCAAGAAGAACUAGAAGAGGAGUUUGUAGAUGAUGCUAUUGUUUGGGAACCAGAAGAAAUCGAAGCGAUUUCGUCUCUUUUCAUCAAAAGAAUCCCUCAAAAACCCGAUAAACCGAUAAUUCGAAUUAGGCCUUUACCACUUCCUCAACCUCACAAGUUAAGACCUUUAGGUCUUCCAACUCCAAAGAAGAAGAACAUCAAAUCAGUUGCAUCAUCGUCUUCUAUGUCGAAAGAUCCGAGCUUUUUAAUCGGUUUAGCUAGAGAGAUCAAAAGAUUGCCUUCUUCUGAUGCAGAUGUGUCUCUUGUUCUCAAUAAAUGGGUUAGCUUCUUGCGUAAAGGUUCACUUUCUACGACGAUUCGAGAAUUGGGUCACAUGGGUUUGCCUGAGAGAGCUUUACAGACUUAUCGUUGGGCGGAAAAGCAUUCUCAUUUGUUUCCAGAUGACCGGAUUCUUGCAUCGACUAUCCAGGUUUUGGCGAAGCACCACGAGCUGAAACUGCUUAAAUUCGAUAAUAGUUUGGCUAGCAAGAAUGUUAUCGAAGCAAUGAUCAAAGGAUGUAUCGAAGGUGGAUGGCUGAAUCUAGCUCGGAAGCUUAUAUUGAUCGCGAAGAGUAACAAUCGGAUGCUUGACUCGAGUGUUUACGUGAAGAUGAUUCUGGAAAUAGCUAAAAACCCUGACAAGUACCAUCUUGUCGUUGCUCUUCUCGACGACCUGAAAGAAAGAGAAGAUUUGAGGUUGAGCCAACAAGACUGCACAAGUGUUAUGAAGAUCUGUGUGAAAUUGGGAAGAUUCGAGCUCGUGGAAUGUCUCUUUGACUGGUUUAAAGGAUCAAACAGAGAACCGAGCGUUGUGAUGUACACUAUGAUGAUACAUAGCCGGUAUUCGGAAAUGAAAUAUCGAGAGGCGAUGAGUGUGGUUUGGGAGAUGGAGGAAUCAAACUGUCUUCUUGAUCUUCCAGCUUAUAGAGUAGUCAUUAAACUAUUUGUGGCAUUGAAUGAUUUGGGAAGAGCAAUGAGAUAUUACUCCAAACUCAACGAAGCUGGAUUCUCACCAACGUAUGAUAUUUAUCGCGAUAUGAUUAGCGUUUAUACCGCUUCCGGACGGUGGAAAAAGUGUAAAGAGAUAUGUAAGGAAGUUGAAGAUGCUGGAUUGAGAUUGGAUACAGACACUUCAUUUAGGCUGUCGCAGCUCGAAAAGCAAACAAUGUCUCUUUUAAGUAUAUAG